Molecule: messenger RNA, 1736 nt
Organism: Micropterus salmoides (largemouth bass)
Lineage: Eukaryota; Metazoa; Chordata; Actinopteri; Centrarchiformes; Centrarchidae
Exons: 11
Coding region: 87-1373 (428 amino acids)
Cellular component (GO): nucleus
Molecular function (GO): zinc ion binding; DNA binding
Source: RefSeq, a predicted model, not a curated record
AGUAUCUGGUAACCAGCUUCAUAAGGUGACCUAGGUUCUCUUCUCACACAUGCUGACUUUCUCUGCUCUUAAAAAGCAGCCAAAUAAUGAACCGUCAGAAUAAUGUUCCGUUCAACCCUUCAGUGAUGCCUAAAGGAGCAGCUCCAGUGUACCACCAACAGCAGCCUGGAAGAGUACCCCAGGAUUUUAGAGAAGUUAUGAAACAAAUCUCAAUGAAAUCAGCAGACAACUCAAACACCAGGACAUCUGACAUGGCUGCUAAACCAGCACCAGUCCGCAAGCGUGCAGGGAAAUGUUUUGGUGAUAAAUGGAAGUCUUCAUUCAAACCAAUAGGAGAACAAGAUGGAAACUCUUCAGACAAAAGCACUGGCAGUCCAGAAAGGGUGGAGCUUUAUAAUCCUUACGAACCUGGCUCAUCAGACUCUGAGCUUGAGAUGCCAAAAGACAAAGACCACAACUACUCCCCACAUGAUCAGGAUAACAACCUGGGAUGCCAGGAUGUGUCUCCAAGUGUGGGUUCCAGUUACAGCCGCUGGGAUUCGCCUUUCCCUAAGCCGAGGAGCCAGCCCCUCGACAGACUUGACUUUAGCCCUGAAACCAGACCCACUACAUCACUUGACCCACCAGGUUAUGGCUCCAUAAGCAGAACUUUGGACCACAGGGACAACAGCCCUGACAGGCUUAUUCACAGCUCCCCCACCCAACGGUUUCCUGCAUCUUAUGGAGGACAGUGGACCAACAGGGAGGAGAGGAUAACAAUCCCAGAAUACAGGAGAGAGAUGAACACUACUGUUAGAUUAUCCCCACCCAGUUUAGAGCAGGACUAUCAACAUCAGUUGGGAUACGUGCAAACAGGACUGGACCAAAUCACACCUUCCACAGAGGUGACAAGAAACAGGACCAAAAAAAUAAUAAUGGACAAGAGCCCCAUCAUUUGUGACCUCUGUGACGUUGAGUUAGCCAAUGGUCAGGAGCUGGAGGAUCACUUGGAUGGCAAGAGUCACUGGGACACCCUGGAGUACAUUCAGCAGCAGAAUAAUUAUGAUGAUGUGGCUAUGGCCUUCCUCCAGGAAGUCAUGCUGUAUAAAAGCCGUCAGUGUAGCCGAGCGAUAGGGGUUAGUGCACUUCAAGCUCUGCAGGAAAAUGACCACAUGACAAAGAUUGAAAUGUUCCACUGUACUGCUUGCAAAGCCUUUGUAUCCACAUCUGCAUCCUCUGUGCAGACUCACAUUACCUCUCAGGAACACCUCUCCAACACAAAGGAGUUUGAAGUGCAGCAGAGACGUACUUGCCUUGACAAAGCAGAAACCAUGAUGAAGGAGCUAACACCUCAGUUUGAACACUUCCUGAAGGGUGGCAGUCCAUUUGAAUGACAGAAAUCGAUGAAAGUCUCCAAAAUACUGUUUACACUGAGAUGCCGUUGGCUUCAGCUGAAGAACAAUGGCCUUAAAACAGUCACACCUACACAUGUGCUGUGCUUUAUGUGCCUUCCAUGAUUUGUCUGAAUAAAUGGAGGCAUCUUCAGUGUAGGUUUGUGCAUAGAAAUAUGGAUUUUCAUGCGUCUUUGUUCAUAUGGUCAUUUCACAUUUUGUCAAGAUUAACACUUGCUAUAGUAUUCCCUGGUCACUAUUUCAUCACCAUUUGGUCACUUUACGAAGAUAAGUUUGUAAUUUUUUUUCAUUUACAGAUUCAAUGUUUUUGUAAUUUGUGUACAAACAAUGAUUGGAAAACAUCAA